Molecule: messenger RNA, 1260 nt
Organism: Cryphonectria parasitica EP155
Lineage: Eukaryota; Fungi; Ascomycota; Sordariomycetes; Diaporthales; Cryphonectriaceae
Exons: 5
Coding region: 1-1260 (419 amino acids)
Biological process (GO): protein phosphorylation; regulation of glucose metabolic process
Cellular component (GO): mitochondrion
Molecular function (GO): pyruvate dehydrogenase (acetyl-transferring) kinase activity
Source: RefSeq, a predicted model, not a curated record
AUGUCGUGGAAGAAGAGCGAUCGGCUCAUGAAGAGCAUUGCGCACUUCUCCAAGUUCCCAGCGACUGGUGUCUCCCUGCGUCAGAUGGUGCAGUUUGGCGAGAAGCCCUCUACUGGUAGGUUUGCUGGUUGUACCCUUUUCCGCGCGUCACAGUUCCUCGCCGAGGAGCUUCCCAUACGGCUGGCCCACCGGGUCGAGGAGCUCAACAAUCUCCCCGAUGGCCUGAGUGAGAUGCCCUCCGUCAAGAAGGUGUCUGACUGGUAUGCACAGUCAUUUGAGGGCUAUCUUCUGUCCGAGGCGACCUCUAACCCCAGCAUAGAAGAGGGCCAGUACUCCUCCAUGCCCAGUCAGCAAAACGGCAGCGGCAAUGGCAAUGCAUGGGCCAAGAAGUACCAGGCGUCACGGCGGUACUUUGCCAUGGUCGACGACACGGGCGACUGGCCGCCAGACCUGUACUUGUACAACCAAAAGUUCGCGCAGACGCUCCACAAGAUCAAGAGACGACAUGACGGCGUGGUGACGACGAUGGCGCAGGGCAUCCUCGAGUACAAGCGCAAGCGCCAGCGGAUGCAGAUCGACAACACGAUCCAGUCGUUCCUGGACCGCUUCUACAUGUCGCGCAUCGGGAUCCGCAUGCUCAUCGGCCAGCACAUCGCCCUAAGCGACCAGAACCACUAUACUGACCCCAACUAUGUCGGCAUCAUCUGCACCAAGACCAACGUCAUGGAACUCGCCCAGGAGGCCAUCGAGAACGCCCGCUUCGUCUGCGAGGACCACUACGGCCUGUUCGAGGCCCCCAAGAUCCAGCUCGUGUGCAACCCGAACCUGAACUUCAUGUACGUCCCGGGCCACUUGAGCCACAUGCUCUUCGAGACCCUCAAGAACUCGCUGCGCGCCGUCGUCGAGGCCCACGGCCAGGAUAAGCAGGAGUUCCCCGUCACCAAGGUCAUCGUCGCCGAGGGUAAGGAGGACAUCACCAUCAAGAUCUCCGACGAGGGCGGCGGCAUCCCACGCAGCGCCAUCCCCCUGGUCUGGACGUACAUGUACACCACCGUUGACCGCACCCCGAGCCUCGAUCCGGACUUCGACAAGAGCGACUUCAAGGCGCCUAUGGCGGGGUUCGGAUAUGGCCUGCCCAUCUCGAGACUAUAUGCUCGGUACUUUGGUGGCGAUCUGAAAUUGAUCAGCAUGGAAGGAUAUGGCACUGACGUCUACCUCCACCUGAACCGACUGUCGAGUUCCUCGGAACCUUUACAAUAG